Molecule: messenger RNA, 2219 nt
Organism: Monascus purpureus
Lineage: Eukaryota; Fungi; Ascomycota; Eurotiomycetes; Eurotiales; Aspergillaceae
Source: the annotation of a GenBank genome assembly
UUCUUGUCUCUUCUCUCUUCCCACGUCGGCAAUGCAGAUUCCAGCAUGGACAGCCACGCGCGUAUGUACAUAGGAGCUGCCUUUGUGGCUGGCAUUAUCCUCACUCUAGGCUUCAGGGAUGUUUUUCCAGAGCUGAAGGAGCUCUUCCGCAAGCCGCGAAAUAUGACGCUUCGUUCUAAGAAAGAUAGUGAUGAAGCCGCUACUGCAGCAGAUGCUCUCAUGGCCCGGUCGGGACCCCCGGUAAUUGUCGAUGGCAUCGAAGGCUGCAUAGGGAAUACCCCGUUAUUGAGGAUUAAAUCCCUCUCAGAGGCCACAGGAUGCGAAAUCUUGGCCAAGGCUGAAUUUCUGAAUGGUGCCGGUCAAAGCUCCAAGGAUCGAGUAGCUUUGAGUAUGAUCCAAAUGGCUGAGCAAGAAGGUAUCUUGACUCCCGGCUCAGGAGAUACGAUCUAUGAAGGCACGUCUGGCUCUACAGGUAUCUCCUUAGCGACCCUGGCGAGAGCGAAAGGAUAUCUAGCGCACAUUUGCAUGCCGUCGGAUCAGGCCAUCGAAAAGUCCAAUCUGCUUCUCAAGCUCGGUGCCAUUGUGGAUCGCGUUCCGCCUGCACCGAUCGUGGAGAAGGAGAACUUCGUCAAUCGCGCUCGAGCUCUUGCUCAAGCUCAUACGGCCUCCUCCCAGGCUCCUUCAACCGAUUUCGAAUUGUCAAAUUCACGGACCCUGCGUGGAAGAGGCUUCUUUGCUGACCAAUUUGAAAAUCUAUCCAACUGGAAGGCACACUUCAAUGGGACAGGCCCCGAAAUCUACGCUCAGUGCAAUGGGAAACUUGACGCUUUCGUCGCCGGAGCUGGUACUGGAGGUACGAUCUCUGGUAUCGCUCUAUUUUUGAAGCCUAGAAUCCCGAACCUGACUGUAGUGCUGGCCGACCCUCAGGGCAGCGGGCUCUACAACAGGGUCAAAUACGGUGUCAUGUUUGACUUGAAAGAAAAGGAAGGGACGCGAAGGCGCAGACAGAUUGACACGAUCGUUGAAGGAAUCGGUAUCAAUCGUGUCACUGCAAAUUUCGAUGUUGGCAAGGAGUUGGUUGAUGAUGCAGUCAGAGUGACGGAUGCCCAGGCCUUGGCGAUGGCUAGAUGGCUAGUCGAGAAAGAUGGUAUUUUCAUCGGCAGCAGCAGCGCAGUGAACUGCUUUGCGGCCGUUAAGACGGCAAUGAAGCUCGGCCCAGGCCAUAGGAUCGUUACGAUCUUGUCUGACUCUGGUUCUCGGCAUUUGUCAAGAUUCUGGGCUAAAGCCGGUGAUGUCGGCGGUGCGACGGACACGAAACUUGAAGACGUCUUGAAUGCAAAUGAUAACGAAUAGGGACAUAUAGUCUAGACCCACAAGGGAGUUCGAGGAGUCUGCUUUCAGACAGUCAGAGCCUGCGGAUUCAACUUGAGACACGGUCCCGGUGGUGGUGGCAUUAUCCUACGCUUGCGGGUUGUCAAUUAGCUACGAUCACUGCUACUAUAGGCACAUUUUCCUCCGUUUCAACCAUAUCACCGCCAGACUCCGCACCUUCAGUCGCCGAUGGUAAAGUAGCUUGCGUCUCCUUUGAGGAUGCUGACGUUGAAUCGUCGUGCUAGGUUUCUGGAAGGUGAAUGAACAGUCGGUGUCCACAGUGUAAUCUUUUUGCACUAUCAUGGAAUCAUCUUGUUCGUUCUGCGGUUCGGAUUCGGCAAUCCGUUCAUCAUCUUCCAGGCUUGAAGAGAUAGCCCCUCUGAUGCACCGGCCCUUUCUACAGCUGUACAUGUGCGCUGUUCAACGGAUAGCAGACUCUCGUCUCUUUAGUUGCAGCUCCCAAUCUCACCCCCCGCCCAGAGACGCAGCAACUCAAAUUCAAGCUCCGCAUGUGUGCGACCUGGAAAUUCACUCCUUACAGUAGACCAGACGGUCAUUCCAAUGUAGUUUAUUCCAGCCAAUUAAACCCGAUAAAGACUUUCCAGGCAUAAAAUACAGAAUCUCUUUCCACUUCUUUUGCUGGAUGUGUUUCAUGUUAAUGAUUAGCCGUGCCUCAUCCGGUGUCAUCCUAAACCGCUUGUUACUUUUGACAGAAGACUGAUCCCUGGCGGGACCGUAAUUUGAUUCGUAUGCAGCUUUGUUGGCCACGGAAACGGCAGGAUCAAUUGCCGUAGACCGGUGCUCCGAACCCGUGUUAUUCAUUAAGACUAGCAUCUCCUGGACUCCUG